Messenger RNA from Mucor mucedo, 495 nucleotides. RefSeq lists its product as uncharacterized. Bases 1 to 495 code for a protein of 164 amino acids. The record is from RefSeq and is a predicted model, not a curated record. Lineage: Eukaryota; Fungi; Mucoromycota; Mucoromycetes; Mucorales; Mucoraceae. The transcript has 2 exons.
AUGGCCGACGUACCCAAUGUACCAGCAGGAAAUGAAGAGCGUCCCAUUAUUGGGGGAGGUGCAGCAGAUCGAACAGGCGAAGAAGAGCGCGGAAGAGGCAGAAGAGGUCGAGGAGUGACAGCAACUCCAGCCACCUGCCCAUCAUGUAAUAGAACAUUCAAUACACAAGCCGGUUUAGCCAUUCACAGAAGACGAGCUUCUGCCUGUAACCCUGCUAAUCAACCAGCUAGAAUUAGUGCUAUAAGCGUGUUGACUGUUGCAACCGUGUGGUUCUUAUAUGCAUUGUAUGGUAUUACCCGUGGAAUUUCAUAUGGCUUAUUAGGAAUUUAUUUCUUCAGUAAUUGCACACCUGUUAAAUUUCAUUCCUCUUUGGCAGUUCUUGUAUUAGGUAUUUUUGAAACAUUUGGUUUGAGUCCUUUGUAUCGUGCAUCAGCUCGAUAUAAUCGUUUUUCUCGAUGGUUCAGGGAAGCUUAUCGUAGCUUUCUACAAAUAUAA